Molecule: messenger RNA, 866 nt
Organism: Rhagoletis zephyria (snowberry fruit fly)
Lineage: Eukaryota; Metazoa; Arthropoda; Insecta; Diptera; Tephritidae
Source: RefSeq, a predicted model, not a curated record
GUAUUUACAGCCACUUUCUGUCAAGUGGAUUCAUCGCACUGCGUGAACGUGCAACCAAAAAGGCGUCGUGUCGUCUCUCGAAGAUGGCCAUCCUGCAGUCUUGUUGCUUUUGGAAGACAGUGCGUAAAGGCAGUAUGGCCAGCGCAACGUACACGUUGGUGUACUUUGGUUUCUCCACAAUUGUGAUGCUCAUUACUGUUUAUGAUGAGCAAGAAUAUCUGGCUGGCACCAGAAGACGACCCAUAGGAGAGAGUUUCUUGGCGAGAGGGGAGAUAACACCCGCCAUUGUUAUAUUCAAUAUUCUCUUUUUGAUUUGCUCGGCGUGCUUAGUUAUAUGUUCGUUGCUGGUGUUCGCAGGAAUGAAACGUCAUCGUAGCGCGUUUCUGUUGCCUUGGAUCGUUUUCAUGCUGUGCGAUGUGUUAAUUGAACUUUUUCAUUUGGUUUACUUAUCAAUAACACAGAUGGUUAAUUUCGAUCCAGUUGUAGGCUUCAUUUUUACCAUCGAUUUUUUUAUUAUGUGCCUGAAUACGUAUUGUCUGCUGUGCGUGAUAUCACAAUAUCAAAAUUACCUGCAGGGACGUGGAUAUGCGGAUCAACAGAUGCGGACGGAAAUUGUGAUAGAAACAGUGGAUGGCGAAGUGACGGAGAGGCAAAGUUGUCUGAAAACAACAAAAAUUAACAAAUCAUUGGCAAGUCCUUAUAUAACGACGAACCCGAACACUCAUAUUUCGACGAUACCAGAGGAGAUGGAUCAGAAUUACAAAAUUCGUACAAGCUCAGGCACGCCGAGUGAACCAGCCGAUGACAAAAGUUUACACAUAACAGUGAACAUACCACCAUAAUUGUAACGCAGAACUGAAUCGAAC